Molecule: messenger RNA, 2925 nt
Organism: Pseudoliparis swirei
Lineage: Eukaryota; Metazoa; Chordata; Actinopteri; Perciformes; Liparidae
Product: hydroperoxide isomerase ALOXE3-like
Exons: 14
Coding region: 51-2057 (668 amino acids)
Biological process (GO): linoleic acid metabolic process; lipid oxidation
Molecular function (GO): iron ion binding; protein binding; oxidoreductase activity, acting on single donors with incorporation of molecular oxygen, incorporation of two atoms of oxygen
Source: RefSeq, a predicted model, not a curated record
AGCAUUCACUCGGCAAUUUAAAUGGGUUUAUUUUUCUCCACAGACUGACCAUGGUUGGGUACAAGCUAGAAGUCACAGGUGUCUUGAAAUCUUCAGGAACAUGCGACCACGUAUACGUCACCUUAUUUGGAACUGAAGGACAGAGUGAGAGAACCGAGUUGGACAACUUUGGAACGGACUUUUCAACUGGGACAACAGGAACCUACACCCUGAGCACCGAUCUGUCUCUGGGGAAACUUCUGCUGUUCAAGGUGGAGAAAGAUCCUUUUUCUUAUCUCCCAGAAGAUGAGUGGUACCUCUCCAAAAUAGUGGUGACGACCCCAGAAGGAGAAGCCAUUCUUUUCCCCUGUCACAGAUGGAUCUCUAGAGGAGAACUGGUGGAGCUCAGAGGAGGGAGAGCCUUGAAGGGAUUUGAGGAGGACCAUCCCCUGUUGAUUGAACACCGUGAAAAAGAGCUGAUGCUUAAAAAGAACUUUUACCAAUGGAAGAUUUGGGCUGAAGGUCUAUCCCACAUCAACCAUUUCAAUAAUGCAGUGGAGCUCCCAGCUGAAAUCCGCUUCUCUGAGUCCAAACUAACUGAAUUUAAAUAUCUGAACAUGAAAAAUGGUACUGAACUGAAGCUCAAGGGACUGCUUGGAUCUGAUAAAAAAUGGGAAACCAUUGAGGACAUUAAAAAUAUAUUCUGUUGGAAGAAGACAACAAUGUCAGAGUAUGUCGCAGAGCACUGGAAGGAAGAUGACUUUUAUGGAUCCCAGUUCCUGAAUGGACCCAAUCCCAAUGUGAUCAAGCGCUGCUCAGAGCUUCCCCCAAACUUUGCAGUCACAGAGGAGAUGGUGAAGCCGUUCCUGGAAGAGGGAAGCUCUCUGCAGGAGGAACUGAAGAAAGGCAAUAUAUUCCUCUCUGACCAGAAGAAGAUGGAUGGAAUACCCCCGAGAGUCUAUAAUGGAGAACCUCUGCACGUGACUGCUGGUCUCUGUUUGUUCUACUUGAACCCAGAAAACAAACUGAGGCCCAUUGCAAUACAGUUACUUCAACAACCUUCUGAGCAGAACCCCAUCUUUCUGCCCAGCGACUCGGAGACUGACUGGCUGCUGGCCAAGAUGUUUAUUAAAAAUGCUGAUUCCAUGGAUCAUCAAGCAGUCCAACACUUCAUGAAAACUCACUUGCUGCCAGAGGUCUAUUCUCUUGCUGCUCUCCGCAGCUUCUCUGUGAUUCAUCCCCUCUAUAAGCUGCUGUUUCCACACUUCCAUUGCACUCUUUCCAUAAACAUUGGAGCCCGCACAACUCUGUUUGGACCUCAUGGGGCUAUGAGUAUAAGUUCACUUGGAGUUGACGGACUGACGGAGCUCAUGAGAAGGGCUCUCUCUGAAACGACCUACAGCUCUCUCUGUCUGCCAGAGGACAUCACUGCACGAGGACUGGAAUCCAUCCCCAACUUCUACUACAGAGACGAUGGCCUGAAGCUGUGGAGCAUCAUCAACAGCUUUGUGAAGGCCGUAGUGGAGUACUACUAUCCCUCAGACAGUGAAGUGUGUAAAGACACUGAGCUGCAGGAAUGGAUCAGUGAGAUAUUCACACAUGGCAUCUUGGGAAACAAAGCCUCAGGGUUUCCAGAGAGCUUUCAUACUGCCGAGGAGCUGACCAAAUUCAUCACCAUGGUGAUCUUCACAGUGACCUGUCAACAUUCUGCAAUAAACAAUGGACAGUUUGACAACUACUCCUGGGUGCCAAGUAUCUCACUCCUGCUGCGCAAGCCUCCUCCAACCACUAAGGGGCAGUCGAGCAUGGAGACACUUUUGGAGACUCUCCCAAAUGUUGGCGAGACAGUUAAAUUUGCAGCACUGUUUUGCCUACUUUCAGAGACGUACUCUGACAUGGUUCCCAUCGGUGCAUACCCCAAAGAGCGAUUCAAUGAGCCUGCUCCAAAGCAGAUGAUUAAGAAAUUUCAAGCAGAGUUGUCCUCCCUCAGUGAAGCAAUUACAACAAGAAACUUGCAGCUUGAAAUACCUUACAGCUACCUGGACCCUGCUCAGAUCGAGAACAGUGUUGCUAUUUAAUUCGAGCUGUAUCAUCUCUCUGCAUGAGGAAACUACAUCAAUACCUUUUUAACACCUGUCUUGCAUGCUUUGUUGUUGGUUAAACUCUGGGAGACGAUACUCUGGCUGUGUCAUGUUAAGUCGGCCUAAGAAGGGGUACCUAUAUCUUUGUGUGAAUUAAGUUUAUGUGGGGCCCUCAGUAACAAUGGACACAAUAUCACAAACUGGACAUUGACCCCCCCAAUAUUUUCAUGUAUUUCUUAUUUUUAUUGAUUGUUAAUUGUUUCAUUCAUUCUCCUGGUAUGUGUGUUUCUGCAAUUGUGUGAAGGGUUAAUGAUGGUUAGGAUGAGUAAAGCUCAUACAGGCACUUAGGUCAGCUCAGGGGUCCUUCAGGAAGAAAGCGAGGGAAAACGCUACGCUAGUAAUUAGCUCGCUAUAGUAUAGACCAGGGGUGCUCAAUACGUCGACCUGCCAGUCGAUCGCGGCGUAGUAUGGUAGAUCGCAUGACAUGAAUAAAAAUUGGCCCGCCCCCCUGUAAUUUUCUCUAUAGCACGUCUUUGUUCUUUUAUUAAACUAAACAGCCGUCUGUUGUUGAUCGUAUCUACACAGCAGCAUGUCAUUUCUGUCUCUACGUGUCGCGUUAACACUUCUCGGCUCCGUCUCGCGCGCCGCAGGCCGAGCUGUGUGUGUGCGUGCAUCAGGACGGAGCAAAAAAAAGUCACUUGCACCCCCCCCCUGUAGGUAGAUCAUUUUGACUUGGUCAUUUCAUAAGUAGCUCGCGUGCUGAAAAAGUGUGAGCACCCCUGAUAUAGACCAACAGCCUGCGGUGGAGUUGCUGAGUGUGAUCUGUUUCUGUGCUUUCAGUUGGUAUAAACAGUUAUGAAACCCG